Molecule: messenger RNA, 3075 nt
Organism: Manis pentadactyla (Chinese pangolin)
Lineage: Eukaryota; Metazoa; Chordata; Mammalia; Pholidota; Manidae
Gene: ATP6V0A4
Product: ATPase H+ transporting V0 subunit a4
Exons: 21
Coding region: 247-2769 (840 amino acids)
Biological process (GO): vacuolar acidification; proton transmembrane transport
Cellular component (GO): vacuolar proton-transporting V-type ATPase, V0 domain; vacuolar proton-transporting V-type ATPase complex; plasma membrane
Molecular function (GO): proton-transporting ATPase activity, rotational mechanism; ATPase binding
Source: RefSeq, a predicted model, not a curated record
GCAGGGUGGAGAGGAAGAGACUGAAGUUCCAAAUCUAGGGGGCAACACUGACAAAGGUCCUGGGGCAGGAGGGCUCUGGUAGAAAUUCAGUGUGUCUGGAGAACAGCGUGUGGAGAGAUGAAGCUGGAGGGAAGGCAGAGGCCGGAUUAUGCAGCCUUUCGUUGGCCACAUCACCGGUUUUAGACUUUAUCCUGUGGGGAAUUUGGACAUUGGAAAAAUGAAAACAGAGACCGAGGCUGGGUCAAGAUGGCGUCUGUGUUUCGCAGUGAGGAGAUGUGUUUGUCACAGUUAUUUCUCCAGGUGGAGGCUGCCUAUUGCUGUGUGGCUGAGCUUGGAGAGCUUGGAUUGGUUCAGUUCAAAGAUUUAAAUAUGAAUGUGAACAGCUUCCAAAGAAAAUUUGUGAAUGAAGUCAGAAGGUGUGAGUCACUGGAGAGAAUUCUCCGUUUUCUGGAAGAUGAGAUGCAAAAUGAGAUUGCAGUGCAGUUGCCUGAGAAGUCCCCACCAACCCCUCUGCCACGGGAAAUGAUCGCCCUGGAGACUGUUCUAGAAAAACUAGAAGGAGAGUUACAGGAAGCCAACCAGAACCAACAGGCUUUGAAGAAAGGCUUCCUAGAAUUGACUGAACUCAAACAUCUCCUGAAGAAAACCCAGGACUUCUUUGAGACAGAAACCAAUUUAGCCGAUGAUUUCUUUAUGGAAGAUACUUCUGGUCUCCUGGAGUUAAGAGCAGCACCUGCAUACAUGACUGGAAAGCUGGGGUUCACGGCUGGCGUGAUCAACAGGGAGAGGAUGGCUUCCUUUGAGAGGCUGCUGUGGCGAGUGUGCCGAGGAAACAUCUAUUUGAAGUUCAGUGAGAUGGAAGUGAGUUUGGAGGACCCUGUCACGAGAGAAGAAAUUAAAAAGAAUAUCUUCAUCAUAUUUUAUCAAGGAGAACAACUCAGACAGAAGAUCAAGAAGAUCUGUGAUGGGUUUCGAGCCACCGUCUACCCCUGCCCAGAGCCUGCGGCGGAGCGCACACAGAUGCUGGCUGAUGUCAACGUGAAGCUGGAAGAUUUAAUCACUGUCAUAACUCAAACAGAGUCUCACCGCCAGCGGCUCCUGCAAGAGGCAGCUGCCAACUGGCACUCCUGGGUCAUCAAAGUGCAGAAGAUGAAGGCCAUCUACCACAUCCUAAACAUGUGCAACAUUGACGUCACCCAACAGUGUGUCAUUGCCGAAAUCUGGUUCCCGGUGGCAGAUGCCGGGCGCAUCAAGAGGGCACUGCAGCAAGGCAUGGAAUUAAGUGGCUCCUCCAUGGUCCCCAUCAUGACCUCAGUGCAAUCUAAAACAGAUCCUCCCACCUUUAACAGGACGAAUAAAUUCACAGCUGGCUUCCAGAAUAUUGUGGAUGCAUAUGGCAUAGGCAGUUACCGGGAGAUAAACCCAGCUCCCUAUACCAUCAUCACCUUCCCCUUCCUGUUUGCCGUGAUGUUUGGAGACUGUGGUCAUGGAAUUGUGAUGCUACUGGCCGCGCUUUGGAUGGUCCUGAAUGAGAGACGCUUGCUCUCCCAGAAGACAGACAAUGAGAUCUGGAACACCUUCUUCCACGGUCGCUACCUGAUCCUCCUUAUGGGCACCUUCUCCAUCUACACGGGCUUGAUUUACAACGACUGCUUCUCCAAGUCUUUCAACAUCUUCGGCUCUUCUUGGAGUGUCCAGCCCAUGUUCAGGAAUGGCACAUGGAAUAUGCACAUCAUAGAAGAAAAUCCGUAUUUACAGCUGGACCCAGCCAUUCCAGGAGUGUACUCUGGAAAUCCAUACCCAUUUGGGAUUGAUCCGAUUUGGAACAUGGCUUCAAACAAACUGACAUUCUUGAACUCCUAUAAAAUGAAGAUGUCGGUCAUCCUGGGAAUCGUCCAGAUGGUCUUUGGCGUCAUUCUCAGCCUUUUCAAUCACAUAUACUUCAGAAAAACUCUCAACAUCGUUCUGCAGUUUAUCCCUGAGAUGAUUUUUAUCCUGUGUCUGUUUGGAUACUUGGUUUUCAUGAUCAUUUUCAAAUGGUGCCACUUCGAUGUCCGCGUGUCCAAGUGCGCCCCGAGCAUCCUCAUCCACUUCAUCAACAUGUUUCUGUUUAACUAUAGCGACCCUUCCAACGCACCCCUGUACGAACAUCAGCAAGAAGUCCAAAGUUUCUUUGUUAUUAUGGCUUUGAUUUCUGUGCCAUGGAUGCUGCUGAUUAAGCCAUUCAUUCUUAGAGCCAAACAUCGCAAAUCCCAGCUGCAGGCAUCCACGAUCCAAGAACACACCACCGAGGACAUCGAAGGUGACACCUCCAACCCGUCCAUGAGCCCUGGUCAGAAGGCUCCUGCAGGAGCCCAUGGGGCCCAGGACGAGCCUGAGGAAGAGUUCAACUUUGGAGACAUCUUUGUGCAUCAAGCCAUCCACACGAUUGAGUACUGCCUGGGCUGCAUCUCCAACACAGCCUCCUACCUCCGCCUCUGGGCCCUCAGCCUGGCUCAUGCGCAACUGUCUGAAGUGCUGUGGACCAUGGUGAUGAACAUCGGGCUUCGCCUGCGAGGCUGGGGAGGACUCAUUGGGGUUUUUAUCAUUUUUGCCGUAUUUGCUGUCCUGACAGUAGCCAUCCUUCUGAUCAUGGAGGGCCUCUCUGCUUUCCUGCAUGCCCUGCGACUGCACUGGGUGGAGUUCCAGAACAAGUUCUACGUCGGGGCUGGUUACAAGUUCUGUCCAUUCUCCUUUAAACACAUCCUGGAUGGGACCGCUGAGGAGUAGCUUCUGGAUCAGUCUCUGUGCCAGUGAAACAAGUUCAGUCUCAUGCUCAGCAUCAACCUGUGCAAGGUGUCAGUGGGGUGAUUGUUCUUGGCUGAAUGGAGGCAGGAAGCCAUGGAUGAUUUAGUUAUAAGCCUUGGGAUCUGAUGUGAUUUAACCGUAUCGCAGAGGAACUAUGCUGGCAAGGGAUUCAACCUCACGUGGGGUCUUCAUUGUCAAACACUAAAAUGACUGAGAAUUGUGGGGCACUGAACAGGUAUUUCCUUGCAAUAUUUUAAGUAUUAUAUUUAAGAAAAUAAACUUCUGAGC